AUGGCGUCUUUUCAAAAGGAAUUACACCAGCGUUUGCUGUUUUUUGUCGCAUUUCUGCAAAUCUCAGGUGUGUCAGGUUUUAGCGAGCUGUUUUUUAUGAAGGAACCACACGAUGUGACAAUAUUGCGGAAAGAUGCUGUGCUUAUGGACUGUCAGGCCCACGGCGAGGCUCCGAUCGCCAUUCGCUGGCUAAAAAACGGAGCAAAGCUUACAGAGACGGAGCACGUUUACCAGCUCACCAACGGCUCCCUGUUCAUCUCAGACUCGGAGAGUCGUAAAGACAAAUCAAAUGAAGGGAUCUACCAGUGCCUUGCCCAGAACAAAUACGGAUCUAUUUUGAGUCAGAGAGCACGCUUGACUAUCGCAAGUUUAUCAGCCUUUAUCCAGCAGCCAUCAUCUGUUACAGUCACAGAAGGAUCUAUUGCAAGAUUCACCUGUAAAAUCAGUGCCACGCCCCCACCAAUCAUCACAUGGGAGUUUAACAGAGUCACUUUACCAUUGGCCACUGAGAGAAUCGCUGUUCUGCCUGGUGGCAUUCUGCAAAUUCAAGGCAUUGAAAAGAAGGAUGCUGGAAACUACCGCUGCGUUGCAACCAACAUCGCCAGUCGCCGCAAAAGCUCAGAGGCCGUACUGACCGUGACCGCAGCUCCGUCCUCCAGAGCUCCUCAAAGGCCUCGUAUCAUCGCCGCCCCUCAGAAUCUUACGGUUGCGACCCGCAGUAGCGCUUUGUUGGAGUGCAUGGCUACGGGACAUCCCCGUCCUCUCAUCUCUUGGAGCCGCGCCGAUCAGAAGUCCAUCGACGUUUACAAUACAAAAGUCCUGGGAAAUGGAAAUCUGCUCAUAUCGGAUAUUAAACCACAGCACGCGGGAAUUUACUCUUGCCGCGCAACCACACCCGGAACAAGAAACUACACGGUCGCAGCUGCUAACAUAACCGUGCUAGCACCCCCAUCUUUCGUGGAGUGGCCAGAAAGUGUGACCCGACCCAGGGCUGGCACCGCUCGAUUUGUUUGUGUGGCAGAGGGGUUUCCUACCCCACAGAUCACCUGGCUGAAGAACGGACAGGUGCUUCACUCAAACGGACGUAUCAAAAUGUACAACAGUAAACUGGUAAUAAACCAGAUAAUUCCUGAAGAUGAUGGUAUAUACCAGUGUCAGGCAGAGAAUCAGCAGGGUUCAGUUCUGGCCAUGGCUCGGCUCAUCGUUGUGAUGUCAGAUAAUCGCCCCAGCGCGCCCAGAAACGUUCGUGCCGACACCAUGUCCAGUUCAGCCAUCCUACUGGCUUGGGAGAGACCCCUGUACAACUCCAACAAAGUCAUUGCCUAUUCGGUGCACUACAUGAAGACGGAGGGACUAAAUAACGAAGAGUACCAGAUUGUUAUCGGUAAUGAUACCACCCGUUACAUCAUUGAUGACCUGGAGGCCGGGCGAAACUACACCUUUUACAUUGUAGCGUACAUGCCCGUGGGUGCCAGCCGUAUGUCUGAUCAUGUCGUACAACACACACUGGAGGAUGUUCCUUUACGAGCUCCUGAGUUGAGUCUCACCAGCCGGAGCCCGACUGACAUUCAGGUGUCCUGGCAGCAUCUCUCCCAUAAACUGAGUCGGGGUCGAGUCUCAAUGUACCGUCUUUCAUACAGAACCAGUACAGAUGGAGCGAUCAUACAACAGGAGGUGUCAGGACACAGAACCCAUCAUCUUCUGAAAGGACUUCAGCCCAACACAACCUAUCUGCUCCGCAUCGCUGCGGCUACCAGCGUGGGCUGGGGCGAACCGUCCGCUUGGACAACACACAAAACACCUAAAGACUCCAGCACCAAAGUGCCCAUGGCACCAGAGCUCCAGUUGGAAACUCUGAACUGCACCACCGUCGGGGUACGUUGGCAUCUUCCAGCGGGCGGCGCCACUGACCUGCAGGGCUACAAACUUUCAUAUCAUGAAGAGAGCCAACCAGAGGGACCCUCAACCCAGAUCCCACCACAUCAGCGUCAACACACCAUUGGAGGCUUGGAUCCCAGGAAGAAGUACCACGUUAAACUGUUGGCAUACAGUGUUCAGGGUGAAGGAUAUCAGGCCGAUCAGACCAUCAGCACCCCUGGAUGUGUUUCCGUCCGUGAUCGUUUGAUCCCGCCCCCUCCGCCACCUCAUCACCUACAUGCCCAUAGUAACAGCUCCUCCUCUGUGUUCCUUCACUGGGGCCGGCCCGCUUUCACGGCGGGACAAAGCGUCAACUACACCGUACGCUGCAAUCCAGUCGGACUGCAGAACGCCUCACUUGUGCUUUACCUGCCGACUGAUGCUCAGAGUUUACUGGUCAGGGAUUUGGACCCGAACACGAAUUACGAGUUUGCGGUUCGUCUUCAUCUGGAUCAGCUGUCCAGCCCGUGGAGUCCUGUAGUUUAUCAGAGCACGCUGCCUGAAGCUCCCUCUCGCGCCCCUGUGGGAGUAAAAGUCAGUCUGAUCGAGGGAGAUUCGGCACUGGUGUCAUGGAAACCACCUGACGAACCCAACAUCACUGUGACACAUUACACCAUCCUGUAUGCAUCACGCAGAGCCUGGGCUGCUGGAGAAUGGCAGAUCCUUCAGAGAGAAGGUGGCAUCACAAUGGCUCUACUGGAGAAACUUCAGUCUGGUCAGGUGUACCUGGUGAAGGUCUCAGCGUCCAAUCAGAUGGGAGAUGGUCCGUUCUCACCUGCAGUAGAACUGACUGUGAACUCUGCUCAUGCUACAGUGUUUUCUGAUGGCUUUUAUCAUCUGGAUCAGCGUUCAGUGACCGGUAUAGCAGUGGGGGUGUGUAUAGCUUUAACCUGCAUUAUCAUCUGCAUACUCAUACUGGCCUGCAGAAGCAAAACCAGGAAAUCCUGUACUGCCAAACCCGUGAGACAAACAGGAGGACAGACUCCGCCCACUGCUGUCCAUGUGCCCAAUGGAAGUCAGGCUGAAAGUGCGGAGGUGACAAUGCCCAUGAUGAGAGACCAUUUCGUUGAUGCAAAAGGAGGAACAAAUCUCAUCAUAAACAGUUACGGGCCAGUAAAGCCAACCAAUGAGAAAAAGAAAAGUAACAGAUGGAGCUUCUUCAAGAGGGAUGAGAAGGAAGCGAAGAAGAUCCCAAGUCCCUCAUACUCGUAUCACCCAGGCACCACUCUGCUGUGUUAUACAGACACAUCACCCAGAUCCCCGCAAGAUCUGUUCGGUCCACCAGAGGGCAACGGUGAGGGCUCCCAAUCCAGUGAGGGCAGUCACGAGACGGGCGACUCUGGCCGCUACUCUCAAGACGAUACGGAGGGGAUGAACCUGUCGCUGAGUGCAAGCAGCGGCCCAGCCUCCCUGCAGGGCGAGGAGAGCGGAGAGUCCGAGCAUUAUGUGAUGGAGAAAGAGUCGCACGUAUGUGUCGAGGCCACAGAAACCUCGGCUCAGCAGCGGGUCAUGAUGGAGAGCAUCUGACAUUUUAACAUAAACCCAGGGCUCUCUGACGCCCUCUGCUGCUUCAACAGACUACUGCGUGGGAAACCCACAGGCUGCUGUGUACUGGACAACCGGCUUUAACCCCAGGCGUUCGUACACAUUUCUUGGUGAAUGUAUUAUUUGUUCCUUUUCAAUUUUUAUGAAUGAUUGUGUGUUACAUGAAUGUUUUGAUAUAUGUGACAUGUUCUGCUCAGUGAGAGAUCACAGUGAGUUUAAGUCGGAAAAGCUCCCAUCGACUUCUCAUCUACCUCACUUUACACAUGAUGGGAGCUUUCUAUGAAAUAUUUUAUAUCUACUUUAAACACUCGCUGUGCACUGAGCUCUACAUUUGCAAAUUUAAUAAUUCUGUAUUCUGUAAUUCCAUAUUUUUGGGGUUUGUGUGUUUGUUCAUGUAUGUUUGUUUAGUCCUAAAGGAUGCAUUACUUACUCAGGAUCAUAGCUUUAUCUACCUCAGGUUCACAAACUUUCUGUUAAAUGUUUAUUUCUAAGAUGUCUAUAAUAUACAAUUAAGCGUUUUGUGUCUUUCGGCGGCUCCACUCCAAAUCUAAUAAGAUUUCUCAGGUUAAUUGUUUGUGUGUUUUUGCUCUUAUAGUUUUAUACUACCUCAUUUAAAGGUUUUAUUUUUGUAGUUGUAGUGGAUUUUAUUGUCUCAGGGAUCAAGUUUAGUACAUUUGAAGAGCCGUGCGUUUUAUACAUUGACAUGGUUUGAUUGACAGGGUAUCCUUAUCUGAGGGCGCUUGACCCGUGUUGAAUGUGUUGAAUGAAUUUCUUUAUGUAGUUUAUGUCUUCCUGUUUUCUACUUUUGAAGUUACCAAAAAAUUCUGCAAACGGAAGAGUUCAGCAGAUAUAGCUUUAAUAACCGGCCUUAAUGAAUGAAGAUAUGCUCAGAUAUAUGAGGAAGAGAUUUAUUCAAUGUUCGUAAAACCAAAGAUAAUAAUUGAAUCAUUGAAAAAGUAUUCAAAUGAUCAUAAAACCUUUAUGCCUGCAAAGAUCUAUUUUUCUCGACAUAAGUACGAGUUUUAGUUAAUUUCCUAAUGCUUUGAAAUAGUUAAAGCUCUUGUAGAUUUAGAAACAUGAGUCUAGCACUUGUCCUUCAGAUUAGUUUGCUUUGUGUUUUGGUAGGUCGAACAAAUUAUCGUGCAACGGUGAUGCGCCAAUCAUACUUACAGCUGUUUGCUUCUUUCUUUUGAGAUGAUAAAAUGACAAUGAGGUUAUCAAAGAUGUUUCAUCCGGGGACCAGCAGAUGUUUCAAUAAGAGUCCAUGACUGGAGUUCAGGCUAACUUUGCCAUUUUAUGACCCAGUGAGAUGGAAAUGACAUCAAGAUAAUUGAUGGUUUAUGGUAUCUCACGAAACACACUACACCCCAAAUCAACAGAAAAUUAUAACGAGUAUUUUUUAAGGGAUUUUUAAAAACUAAAUGUAUUUAGAUUUUGAUAUUGGGGUGAAAUAUGUAAAUGUUUUUGAGAAAUGUACCCCCUAAACCAGAUAUCAGCUUCCCUCAUUAGAAUUUCAAGUGCAGCGUGGAUGUGUUUGUAUUGUACAUGGAGAUUAUAUGUAGAGAAAGAGAGAUUAUAUUAUAAAUCAUUCAUCGUUCCAUACACCUGAAAUUCUUCUUAAUCAGAGGAAGUUGAUUGGUCUCGGAUGGCCGAUAUAUUUCAAUCAAAGAGACACAAUCAAGUCUGAAUGUUUUCAUUUCAUAGCAAACAGCCCGAAACCAAAGAUUGUUGUCACCGUUGCACAGAUGAUAAUUGUAGAUUCCUUCCUUUUGCAUGUGUUUGUCAAUGUUCAACAAAGCUGUAUAGAUUAAUUUACUUGCUAAAAGAGCAUCAAGUAACCAGAAACAGUGUUACGCAGUCUUGCUUUCAAUUGUUUAUGACAUUCAAGCAAACCAAAGAUGAUUGUUUUUGUUUCCUUUUAAAACUUCUCACUGGAGGAGAAAAGAUUGUAUUUUUUGUGUGUGUGUUUUGGGAUUAAUUUAUAUGCCCUAAAUAUUGUAAAAAUACAGAAUAAAAAUUUGGGUUUGCUUCCCUGCUGAAUAUACAGUCAAAAACAGCUUUAAAGCACCUGAACCGGUUUUCUGGUCUUUCAGACUGAUCAGCUGACAUGUGGCCUUUAAAACCAGCAAACCAGAUCUUCUGGGAGACCAGCUAAGACCAGCAAACCUGUUUAAGAUGUCCUGUUAAGCAUGUUUGAUCCUGAAAUGUUGUUUUUAUAUGACUUUCCCUUGUUUUAGAACAGUAUUAAUCUGUUAAAUUGUCGUAUGCAUUGUGAAUUGUUUGUUAUUUUACACAUCGGUUCAGAAAUUCAGCUAAACACAAUUUUCAGAUGUUUGUAAAUUAUAAAGGGGUUUUCAUUCUCAAGCAGCACACCCAAACUGAAAGUCUAGUUUUAUUUUGUUGCUUUUCUGUUGAAUUUUUUAUCUGUUCCUAAUUGAAAUGAGAAAUGAAAGAGCUUUGUAAACUCCUCCAAGAAGAAUCAGAAAGUUUAAUGCAGUUAAUGUGUUUCAGAUGCAGUAACCACAUCUAUAAGCCUUAAAAACUGAAUGUAUUUCUCAAUAAUCACGAUUCUUCUUUACAUUCUUUGUCUUCCAUUUCAAAGACUUGUACCAUGUGUUUAUUAGAAUUUUUUCCUGUUGAACAAUACGGUGUAACAUUUACGUUAUGCAUUAAGUUACAUCUCACAACAAAAUAUGUUUGUUUAUAAAGAAUGAUUUCCAGUUUAAAUAAAACUAUCUUGAAAAUG
Molecule: messenger RNA, 6208 nt
Organism: Paramisgurnus dabryanus
Lineage: Eukaryota; Metazoa; Chordata; Actinopteri; Cypriniformes; Cobitidae
Gene: prtga
Product: protogenin homolog a (Gallus gallus)
Biological process (GO): cell-cell adhesion
Molecular function (GO): protein binding
Source: RefSeq, a predicted model, not a curated record